AUGUCGUCAGGAGAUAAGCAGUUUCCACCCCAAAAACAAGAGAGACAGCCAGGGAAAGAACAUGUCAUGGAUCCCAUCCCACAAUUCAUCAACCCCAAUUACAAACCCGCUGACAAACUCAGAGGUAAGGUGGGUUUAGUGACUGGAGGAGAUUCGGGAAUCGGAAGGGCGGUAUGCUAUUGCUUUGCAAAAGAAGGUGCAACUGUGGCUUUCACUUAUGUAAAAGGUCGUGAAGACAAAGAUGCAGCCGACACUUUGAAAAUCAUCAACGAGGCCAAAACCAAAGAUUCAAAAGACCCGAUUGCGGUACCCACCGAUUUAGGAUUUGAUAACAACUGCAAAGCGGUUGUGGAUGAAGUGGUUGGGAAAUAUGGGUGCAUCGAUGUGUUGGUGAACAAUGCAGCUGAGCAAUACGAGUCCCGUUCGGUUGAAGAAAUCGAUGAAACUUGGCUUGAUAGGGUCUUUAGAACCAAUAUUUACUCCCACUUCUUCUUAACAAGGCAUGCAUUGAAGCACAUGAAAGAAGGAAGCAGCAUCAUUUGUACAACAUCGGUUAAUGCCUACAAAGGAAACGCCACAUUGUUGGACUACACUUCUACAAAGGGAGCCAUUGUGUCCUUCAUUAGAGCUCUUGCAUUACAAAUGGCCCCCAGAAAAAUCCGAGUGAAUGGAGUUGCACCUGGCCCUGUCUGGACCCCGUUGAUACCGUCUUCUUUUACCGAAGACAAGUCUUCCAAGUUCGGGUCCGAGUGCCCGAUGAAGAGAGCCGGGCAGCCGUAUGAGAUUGCACCGUCUUUUGUGUUUUUGGCUUGUGAUGACGACUCGUCUUACUUUACGGGCCAAGUCCUCCACCCCAAUGGUGGCAUGGUUGUGAAUGCUUGAAGGAAGCUGUUUGCAAGUGGGGGAUUAUGAGCUUUAAAUUAGGGAGUAUGGUUUGAAGUUGUUUUUUGUAUGCAAAGGGAUGAGAUGUUGAUAUAUAUAGCUAUAAAUAAAUACGGAGUAUAUAUUAUGUAUAUGCAUGUAUAACAUACAUAUCUAUGUAUGAAUAAAAAUGUGAUGUUUGGCAA
This is a messenger RNA of Erigeron canadensis, 1067 nucleotides long. RefSeq names its product NADPH-dependent aldehyde reductase 1, chloroplastic-like. The record is from RefSeq and is a predicted model, not a curated record. Bases 1 to 882 code for a protein of 293 amino acids. Gene Ontology annotation, molecular function: oxidoreductase activity. NCBI's taxonomy places the organism in Eukaryota, Viridiplantae, Streptophyta, Magnoliopsida, Asterales, Asteraceae. The transcript has 4 exons.